Schizosaccharomyces cryophilus OY26 is the source of this 1599-nucleotide messenger RNA. Its product is annotated as SUMO deconjugating enzyme Ulp1. Bases 1 to 1599 code for a protein of 532 amino acids. The transcript has 2 exons. Gene Ontology annotation, biological process: protein desumoylation. NCBI's taxonomy places the organism in Eukaryota, Fungi, Ascomycota, Schizosaccharomycetes, Schizosaccharomycetales, Schizosaccharomycetaceae. Gene Ontology annotation, cellular component: nucleus. The record is from RefSeq and is a predicted model, not a curated record. Gene Ontology annotation, molecular function: deSUMOylase activity.
AUGACACACAAACGUAAUGCGACAAAGCGGUCGCAUCCAGAUGAUGCUGCAUCUUUAGAAGAACAAAGAAAGCGAAAGAAGACGUUCUUCAACAAGUUUGUGGGCAUUUGUUCCCGUACUGUAACAUAUGCGAAAAUCUUCCUCACGCGCUCUUCAAUGACGGAUUUGGACAGUACUGCUGGCAAUACUAGUUCAUCUUUAUCUGAGAAUUUGGAUAAUCAUCCUUCAGACCCUGUCGAAGUCCAAGAAAAUACGCACGGCCAGUCGCUUGCUUCCCUCGCAACAAGUUCAGGGAAAAAUGAACAAAUCAAAUCAAAGAACCAUAGCCGUUUUCAGAGUAGGGAUGAGGAACUUGAUCCUAUCGCCCUACAGCGUCUCUUCGAUCCAAGCCUUCAUAGCUCCAACUCUGAUGGACUUAAGAGAUUGUCUCCUCAAAGUUUUCGUGCGUCCCGUCUACAAUAUAUCCCUCGUCCUCAUCGAUCUGUUAGACGCUUAUCAAUAAGUGAUCGCUUAAAUUUAGCCGUAUCACAAGAAACAGCUGAGUCCUCAUUUCCUUCCGUCCUUUCCCCGUUUCAACGAAACGAGACUGAAGGUUUGGUCAGCUCUCACGAUCCAUCCUCUAUUUCUUCUAAUUUCUCAUCCCAAAUCCCUACUCCUUACAUAUCCCUAUUUCCUGCCACUUCUAAACAAGAAAACACUCCAAAAUCUCAUGAAUCCAAAUUUGUCACCCCUUCUUCACAAAUUCAUGAUUUAAAAUUACAACCUAGCUCUUCUCACUUACCUUUUACUGCUACAAUGAGAAGAACUAUCGAUAAAAAUUCAACACCUUGGCAUUUUCCUCCACGUCUUGUAUCUACAGAGCAGCAUCCCCGUCCUUCGCGCUCCCCUUUAUCAUCAGACUUAGAUAAUGAAAAUUCUCUUUUGCGAUUGAUUCGUGAACUUAAGGAAAAGCAGACCGAAGCGUUUCAUGACUGGAAUGAAAUUGAUUUCUUGCAGCUGAAAGGUCUUCACAUUACUCCCCCUCCUGUUCGUCCCAAAUUUGUAUCUCUACUAGAAUUCCCUGAGGAUGCUAAGAAACGGGCUUUACGGCUUUUAAAUGAUGCCGACCUUCCUCGUUCGGCUUACACAGAGCCUAUAAUAACUAAAUAUAAUAUUCCAAUAAUGAUACGAGACCUUCGGACCUUGAAAAAUAAGCAUUGGCUAAAUGAUGAGGUUAUCAAUUUCUAUAUGAAUUUGCUUUCGGAUCGCUCUCGCUCUGAUCCUUCCUUACCUCAGGUUCACGUAUUUAACACAUUUUUUUACACGACACUACAAAAAAAGGGUUAUACUGGCGUCCGUCGGUGGGCCAGAAAGGCCCAUAUGAGAAUUGCGGAUUUUGACUGUGUAUUAGUUCCUGUUCAUCUAGACGUCCAUUGGUGCAUGGCUGCAAUUAAUAAAAAGAAAAAAAGAUUCGAGUAUUGGGACUCGCUGGCCGGAAGUCCUGGUAAAGUCUUUGAUCUACUAAGAGAGUACUACAUUGCUGAAACUAAAGGAUCUGUUGAUAUUACAAAUUGGGAAAACUACGUCGAUCAUAGUUCGCCCAGACAGCAGAAUGGCUAG